AUGUGGCCACUCAAAGGUUCGUCAUCGUCCAAGGAGAAUGAAGGAGACAGAAAAUCCAUCGCCAGGGCACAGUGGCCAUCAAGCACUCCAAUGCAAAAUGUCUAUCGAACCCCUGCACAAGAGCGCGGAACAAAAUCUAGGCUGCAGCAUAGUGAGCCAAUUCAAGAUACUGCUGAAAAUCCGUUCCUGGCUACAAGCCUAUGGCGUAACUCAGGAAGCGGGUCCUUUCCCACGCCGGCGUCUUCUAUCGGUGAUUCCUCUUCGCCCCUAGCACCGCGGGGUAGUGAAUUGAAGAGAUUCAAAUCUUUGUUUGGACAUGAAGGUGGACGAUCAGUGAGCCAAGAUUUUGAUAGCUAUGGGAAACCCCGUGGUGGUCUCGGGGACGGUAUCGCCCUUGAUCCGACGGGAGGUUUGCAAGGCGGCCCAGGUCAGAGUUACUGGCAUGGUGCUACGGAGAGACAAAACUCGUACGACCGCAAUGCAGCCUAUCCCCGGCAAGGCAAUUUCACUGGGGACAUGGACCUUGACAUCUCUCUAGACGCUGCUAGUUUUAUGAAUUUAGACCAGGAACCUACCAUGGGAGGUGAAAUGGGUACCGAGCGCUUAGAAAUGUAUGACGAUUUUGGAACUAUAGCUUCUGACUUUGAUACCCAACACCCUAGUGGUCUCAUCCUACCCGGGAAAGGGGGACCAGCGACUCGUUCCUUCAACGCUGAAAGGCCGAACCUCUCACCAACGUACCAAAAAGGGACAUCGCAGCACGCACAAGAGCAACGGAGCUCUCUCCAUUCCCAAUAUCAAAUGAACUUUGUAGAUACUCCCACGCGGCGAAAUGCACAGCAACUCGCUCAAGCAGGUGGAUCACCUUCCUUCGGCAGGUCAGAUCCGGCUCGUACCCUUGCGUAUAAUUAUAGAGCUGCCGGGCCGGUGGCUUCGGGGAUCCCGCUAAAGCCUGUGGCUGACAUGCCGGACAAAUUUCGAAGUUUGUUUCCGUUUCCAUAUUUUAACGCUGUUCAGUCCCAUUGUUUUGAAUUGGCUUUUAGAUCGGACAGAAAUCUCGUCGUUAGUGCUCCUACUGGUUCGGGCAAAACCUGUAUUAUGGAAUUAGCUAUUUUACAUCAGCUCUCGCAACCUGACGGCGAUAAUGCUAAAGUUGUGUAUAUGGCACCAACAAAGGCUCUAUGUAAUGAAAGGACAAAAGACUGGCAGCAGAAAUUUCGCACCUUAGGAAUUAGCUGUAACGAGCUUACGGGAGAUACAGACAAUCUGCGAACAUAUGAGAUACAACGAAGUAAUAUCAUUGUUACGACCCCGGAGAAAUGGGACUCAAUGACGAGACGAUGGCGUGACUAUAAGAGCUUGAUGGGAUUACUUCGCUUGAUCAUGAUUGAUGAGUGUCAUUGUCUGAACGAACCCGGAAGGGGUGCCACCCUUGAAGUCGUCGUCAGUCGAAUGAAGACUGUUAACCUGGAGCUCCAACGUGACAGCAAGAACAGACCACAUUUCGCCAGCAGGCUGAGGCUUCUCGCUCUCUCUGCCACAGUACCCAAUAUUCAAGAUAUUGCCGCGUGGCUAAAGCACCCCGACCAUUCCCCAGCUGAAGUUCGGGUCUUUGGAGAAGAGUUUCGACCCGUGCAGCUUCAAAAGGAGGUGUUUGGUUAUUAUUCGAACAAUAACAACUACUUUUCAUUCGAGAACAGCUUGGAUUACAAACUUAUAGAAGUCAUCGGACGAUACUCCCAUAACAAGCCUACUCUUGUGUUUUGUGCUACUCGCAAAUCGGUCAUCAAUGCCACCGACAGACUUGUAAAGCAUUGUAGCGAAUUAAUGCAUGCGACGGGAAAUUACGGGCCCAUGCAUCCCUUUGUAAAGACCAGACAAAUUUCAGAACGCUUGAAAGAAAUUAAAGCCAAGUUGUCAGAUAAAAAACUAGCUGAGCUCGUGGUGCACGGCGUUGCUUUUCAUCACGGAGGCUUAAACUACGGUGACCGUCAUCUAAUAGAAUCGUCGUUCUUGAAGGGUGCCAUAUCAGUUGUCUGUGCGACCUCUACCUUGGCCGUUGGAGUCAACUUGCCCGCCCAUCUUGUGAUAAUAAAGGGAACGAAGCAAUACGUGGGUAAUCAGUACACUGAGUAUAGCGAAUUGGAUAUCAUGCAAAUGUUGGGUCGAGCCGGUAGACCGCAGUUUGACGAUAGCGGUGUUGCCGUGAUCAUGACGACAGUGGAGGACAGGAAGAAGUAUGAGGAUAUGGUGACCGGAAGGCAAAUCAUUGAGAGCAGCCUUCAUGAAAAUCUCAUUGAGCACCUGAAUUCGGAAGUUGUCCUGGGAGCAAUCAAAAGCGUAGAUCUUGCUAUCGAAUGGCUUCAAUCAUCCUUUCUUUAUGUGAGGAUGCGUAAUAAUCCCGCUCAUUAUAAGCUCAAGAACUGCUCUGCCGUCGAAGGAAAGCUUUCUGCGGAACGGAGACUAGAGAGUAUCUGUGUGCGCGAUCUGCAGCUACUGAAUAGCCACGAGCUUGUGGUAAUGGCGGAAGAUCAAAAGCGACUUGAUUCAACUGAUUAUGGAAGAGCGAUGGCUAAAUUCUAUAUAAAGUACCAAACUGCUGUUACCGCCUUACAGAUGAAACCGAAAGCAACACUUAGAAACGUGUUAGAGACUCUCUGUAAAGCCGAAGAGUUUUCCAACUUGCGGUUUCACUCUGAUAAAGGGCACCUAAAUGCUUUAAAUAAAAACCCUUCUAUGCGAUUCCCCAUAAAGGGGAAAGUGGUCAAUGUCGAGCACAAAGUGAAUAUUCUUAUUCAAUGCGCACUCGGCUCGAUUCCGUUUACGGAACAGAAGACGGCACAAUCUCUUACUCUAGAAACCAGCGGAAUAAUGCAAACGGCGUGCAGGAUUGCCCGAUGUAAGAAAAUUUGCCAAGUGAAGCGGGAUCUCGUAUCCCUUCGAAAUGCCAUUGAUUUAACCCGAUGCCUGGCGGCCAAAACUUGGGAGAAUUCUCCCUUGAUGCUCAAACAAAUCGAGAACAUUGGCCCGUCACUGGCAAGAAUGCUUGCAAAUGCCGGAAUAUCAACAUUCGAGAAGCUGGAGAAGACCGACCCUCGGCAUCUGGAAUUUACUGUAAACCGCAACCCGCCAUUCGGUAACAAGGUUCUUGAGUCGGCAGCUACCUUCCCUCGCUUUAAAUUAGAGAUCUCGCAAUUCAAAGACCUGUCACGACCGACCGAGGUCGAGCUCUACGUCAACGCUGGCCUUACAAAUGGUGCCAAUGUCCGAACAUAUGGGAAACGUGGGCAAUCUUCCGCGACCUUUAUUGCCGGAACUUCCGAUGAUAUGUUUAUUGACUAUCGCCGCUUUACGAUAAAAAAGCUGCAAGAGGGCCAGUCAUUUCGUGUUAAGGUCCAGCUAACUAGCCCCAACCAGCGGAUUAUUUGUUCCCUUCUUAGUGAAGAUAUUGUCGGUUUGGAUCUGAAUGAGGAGAUAACACCUGACGUGAAGCCAAUCCACUUUCGUAAUCUGCGUCAGUCGCAAGCCGGUGUAGAUCGCCUGAAGCAGCAGAAUUCUGCUUACCCUCAAACACGCCCGUUAAGUCGUCCUAUAGGGAGUGACGACAACAACUCCCGGUUAUCUCGUGAUGGAUCGGAGGCUGUUGCGUUGACUGAAAGCACCAACAUUGCAGCAGCGGCAGCAGCAUCCGGGCCCAGCUCCAAGUCCACUGGGUUCCGUACCCAAGAAAGUUUGUAUGACCAUAUUCUGGACGACGACGACUUUGAUUUCGAUGAGAGCAAUAUUCCACCGCUUCCAUCCCCAUUGAGGCAAGAAACGUCGUCUGGAGCCAACACAGCAGGAGACGCCGCUCGAAAACACACAACUAAUUAUGACAGCGGCGUCGUUCGUCGCCGCGACGGUUCUCUUGUAUUUGAGCCAGACUCACCGUCCCCUAGCAGGAAAAGCCCUAAUACCCAAUAUAGACAGAAGACACAAGAUUCAAACCUGCCCCUGGGGAACGUGCCAUGUGCUCACAAAUGCAAGAAUAAACAGAGUUGCACGCAUAAAUGCUGCAAAAUUGGUGUACCAGCGAAGACGGCAAAAAAGCGUAAGAUGCAGUCAGCAGAGGGUCCCAACCACAAAAGUCCACGGUCCCCGCAAGAGAUACAGAUUGACAUCGAUACUAAUAAAGACUAUGGACACCAGUUGCGCAGACAUCGACCGAUCGUCGGACUCCCAUCUCAGAAGAAUUAUGAUUCGUUGAACGAAUCGGACGAGGACGUGCCGCUGCCGAGAUCAAAGGAUGUCUUUAAAUCCCAGGCUCCGCAAACGAGUAAACCAUGGCACAAUAAAGAGCAGAAAGCUGUGAGCGCUUCCGUCAUCAACCAGGAUGUCAUGAAGCCGAAGCUGCCAAGGGGCAGUACAACUACGGGCAUGAUGUUUCUGGAUAUUGAGGCAGAUGAUGACGAAACAAGUGUUUCCCAAUCAAAUGAGUCCGAGAUUGAAGGCGAGUUUGAUGGCUGGCUUGUGGCCGAUGAUGAGUUGGAGGAAGAUUAUUAUGUUGAUGGCAGCCCAGUAGAAAACGCUAUGAGGAGUGGAGCCACAUCUGGGAAGGGCACGGCGCUCUUCCGAGAAGAAGAUGAUCAUGAUUUAGAUAAUAUCAGUCAGACACCAUCAAAGAGACGGAAGUUGGUCAAACGAUCUAAUGUUGUUGAUUCUAGUGAGGAUGAAGGUUUCGUUGUCAGCCAAAGUGGAAAGGCAAGCAAGGCAAUGGUACCGGCAAGCGGUCAAGUAAGCUGCAAAAGUGAUUCAUUGCAAUCAUCCCAAGUAGAUUCCAAAUCCCGCCGUCUUCUGGCCGAGUAUUCUUUCAAACCAGCUUUACCGCGAAGCGGCGACAUGCGUACGCAACUAGGUCCGUUGAACAAACAGCAUAGUCGGAUAACACAAAGUAGCACUAUACCAGCCAGAUUGUCGAAAAGUGUUGGAGAGGGCCCACUUUCGGCAUCCCCGGACCUUGGAUUCGGAGAUGAGGAUGUGUCGAGUUCUCCCAGUGCUGGCCAGAGAGGUUUCGAUAGCGAUCUUAUGGGUGAUGACCUACGUGAAAGCCACAAACAGGACCAAUUUGUAGCCCACCACUCGUUGUCUAAGGCAUUGGAGGAUGGCCAAAGCUCAUCAAGCGCUGCAAAGGUUUUCGGCAACUCGAUAUUUGAUGUUACUCGACAUGAUCUCGAGCAACUUGACAAUGCCAACAGUCGCACCGUACUGGGACGUCCAGCCUCUACAAAUAGGUCAACUGAGCAUCAAAAGAACCGGAAUCACGCGAAAGUAUUCUCUGAGGCUCGAGAAAGUUUGAGCUCUUGGAUUACUAGUCUCAGAGUGGAAGAUUUUGCCGAACCCCUUCCCAAGACACAACAGUCUGGCCAAGUAGAGCAGCAGGUUGAAAGUGGUUCUGUGUCCCAAUCGGUUGCACCGUCUCUCGGCGUAGCGGCUGUCUCUAUGUCACAACUACCGAGGUGAGCGC
This is a messenger RNA of Spizellomyces punctatus DAOM BR117, 5503 nucleotides long. RefSeq lists its product as uncharacterized. Gene Ontology annotation, molecular function: nucleic acid binding; ATP binding. NCBI's taxonomy places the organism in Eukaryota, Fungi, Chytridiomycota, Chytridiomycetes, Spizellomycetales, Spizellomycetaceae. Bases 1 to 5499 code for a protein of 1832 amino acids. The record is from RefSeq and is a predicted model, not a curated record. The transcript is spliced from 38 exons.